Ruditapes philippinarum (Manila clam) is the source of this 2007-nucleotide messenger RNA. RefSeq lists its product as uncharacterized. The coding region runs from base 255 to 1568 and encodes 437 amino acids. The transcript is spliced from 4 exons. Lineage: Eukaryota; Metazoa; Mollusca; Bivalvia; Venerida; Veneridae. The record is from RefSeq and is a predicted model, not a curated record.
UCUACGGACCAUGCGCAGUUAAACCGGUCUUUAUUUACAAAACACGUCUCAGUUGGAGUUCGAGCGUCUUUCGAAUGAUGGGACUGGCUAAAUACCGGAAUUUAUUUUAACAAUUGUCACAAAACGGUCAUAUUUCGAUAAUGAGAUAUCGCCUUUAACAAUACAGUGUCCGUACAAUCGCCUGUGGAUUAUGCGUCUUAUAAAAUCUUUGAAAUAAGUUUGUAUUCAAGUACUCGUUCUUAACCAAAAAUAAAAUGAAGACAAAAAGCGUUAACAGUUUAAUAUUCGUCAUAAGCGCCAUAGUUUUCUGCUUACAAGCGGUCGGAUAUUUUGCACCGGCAUGGUUUGUCCAAGAGGUCGUGUACAAUCAUGAUAUCAAAGGUAUUUUAGCUGAUGGUCGCCGUUUCAAGUUGCCAUAUUUUCAAAACUCUCAUCAAGAUUCCAUGGACAUACCAAAGUUUGCUGAACCAAGUGACUAUGGCGACGAAGAUAAGAUGUCCACGAUUAGCAAUAGUAAUACUCCGGUCAAAGAUGUAUCGUCGCGUAGAAAAAGGGCCGUAGUAAAGCCCGCCGUUACAAGCGAAAAACUUACUCCUGGGACAGACUGUAUCGGAAGUGACUGUCCGAGUAUAAGUCAAAUCUCUGCAAAUGGAAAUGGCCAUUUUUUAUUGGGAAAAACCGAAGCUCCUCCGAAGACGUCGUUGUCACCUGUAAAUAUGAUUACAAGCGGGAGUGAAACAAACAACAAAAAACAAAUGCGCAUGCCCGAGAACAAAAAAUCGUCUUUGCUGUAUAUAACUGCCGGUCUUUGGUAUAGCAGAGCUUGUAUAACAACAACGGAGCCUGAUUCCGACGGCGACGGGAACAAUGAUAUGCAGUGGUGUACACUGUACUCGAGGUUUGACGACAAUACAUUAGAAAAGAGGAUGAAUAUUUUUGAGCUGAGACUUGAGGCCACACUGGGGAUUGUGUUCAGCGCCAUGUGUUUGUUUAUAUCCAGCACAGCGUGCUGUUCUCACAGGCAUCACGGACGUCGGGCACUGUCUUCUUUGGCGUCGCUUUUUAUUUCAGGAGCAAUAACAGCUGUUCCUGUUGUGCAUAUUGUGAUACAACACGUGCAAAUACACGAGAAAAUCGUGCGGCCCCGGAAAUGGAUGCAAUUGACUAAAAUGAUGCACCGACAACAUGACCUUUUCGACCAUUACUCUGUAAUUUUGUGUGGCGUAGCCAGUCUACUGUCCGUGCUUUCAGCGUUCAUCAUCACGAUUAUCUCGUGCAGAAGUAACUCCAAACCUGACAACUGGUACAGCUUGAAUCGCAGCGUGCACGAGGAGAAGGACAGCAAGCACGAGUUACCGAUAAACUGGGUCCACAAUAGCAAGAUCACCGUGCCACCAGUUUCAGAAAUCAAAGAUGAAACUAAAGAAGAAUCAGAAAGUGGUUACAGCGAAGUCAAAGAUGACGUCAAAGAAGAAGCUACGUCAUCAGUCCACGACGGUGGCUCUAUUGGCAAUGACUGCGACACACUUGAGUUCGAUCCUAAGGAAAUGACUACUUUUGAUAUGUAACACGUUAACAUUACAGUAGUUUAAAAACUGCCGGAAAUAUAUAUGAUUGUUGAAGGUGGAUAUAGAUAGAAAUUUAAUUGUUAUUUUAACAUGUUGUCUUCAUGUUACAUAUAUCAACUUAUAAUCUUUAUAGUUUCAAUCACUUUUAAACAUUGUUUUUAAAUAAUCACCCACGUGCUCCAUGGGGUUGUUCACAUGCGAAAUUCUUCACUAAAAUUCCAAUUAAGACUUUUUAUGGGUACAUGUAGAACUUUACGCUGAAUAAAUAACUUACUUCUGGAAUAUGUAUACACGUGAUAAUUAUGAUUAAUUCAAUUUAAUUAAGUUCAUCUACUUAUUUCUUACAUACUCGUCGAUGAUUGGCUGUUUGACAGAUCACGUGAAGGUGACAACCUAUUGUUGGUCGUCAGAUCCUAAUGCUUAUCGUUAUUUAGGAGCU